AUGGAAGCCUUGGAUCUUAGCUCACUCGACGAGGAAUAUUCUAUCAGUCAUGGAAUCCCCGAAUUCCUGACUUCCAACAGUCUCAGAGAAGGACCGGCCGCUGCGCAACCCAGCUUAACCGCCGAACGAGUCGGCUCCGUCGCUGAACAGAACGAUCAGCCAAGUGGUGAUCGUGCAUUACCUCUUCUCCGACUGAGUGAUUGGGACAGCACCAAACAGUACGACAAAAACAAUCCUGAGUGCAUUCACUAUGAUUUCCGGUGGAAGGUCUCCCAACGUGAGAAGAUCCGAGCAAGGCAAGUCUGUUCAGACACAGAUCUCGACCAAGUUCUAGCCCCAAGCGAUUUUUGGAAGAUCAACUUCGAGUCGCGCCUUACGCUCCUGCUGAAAGAUGAGAACAAGUUCCCAGCAGAUACGUAUACGUGUGAAGAAACGAUUGUCGACGUAUCCAUCGAGCGAAGCCGUCAGCGCGGCCUGAAGAAACGGUUCAAGGGCCUAGAGAUCGAUUGGGAUAUCCUGGAUAGCCAUGUGGAAGGCCUUGGCGCCCUGUUCAGCAAGAGGAGGAAGAUAACUUUCGGCGUUGAGUUUAUCUACAAGGAAGCCGUAGGCGACCCAACAUCUAACAAGUGCAAGAAAAAGGGACAAAAUGCCACCGAAGCACAAAAGCUUCAGAGAGCGGCCGAUGCCGGUCUCUGGGCUCGGGUCUACAAGCAUCAUCGCUGCAGAGGCAAAUACUGCAAGCAAGGACCACAUUGCUGGCUUGACGAGCGAGGAAAUCAUCACCGUCUACUACCGAGGCAUCUAGAAGAGAUUUUCAACCAUAUCAAAAGAAACAUAAAGGAAGGAGAAACAGAAGAAGACGUGGAUGUGAACAUUGAGAUUCCAUCCAAAAUCCUCGGGGAUAUACUCAAUGACAGCCGCAAGCGAAAGGCAGAGGACCCGUUGGACUGCCGAACCUGCAAAGCACACACUUCUUCCGGUAGGCUUCAAGAUAUGGGUGGAACAGACUUGCGUGAGGACGGUGUGGAGGUUGAAGGUGAUAGGAUGGACAGGCUCAAAGAAUACUGCGAUUGGGGCCUGCAGCAAGUCAAGAAUGACGAGUGGAGGGAGGCUCUGCAGGCUGCAAAUCGCUUUGCUAUGGACCAGUUUCUCGAGCUGAAUUCCGUUCUGAAGCACCCGAAGGUGGCUGCCGACUUGAUGGUGAAAGGUGGAGUCAAACCGGGCAUUGCGCUGCAGUUCGUGAGCAAUAUCACUAAGUUCCGACAAGAAAUAGAGAGGAUGUGA
Colletotrichum chrysophilum is the source of this 1284-nucleotide messenger RNA. RefSeq lists its product as uncharacterized. Lineage: Eukaryota; Fungi; Ascomycota; Sordariomycetes; Glomerellales; Glomerellaceae. Bases 1 to 1284 code for a protein of 427 amino acids. The transcript has a single exon. The record is from RefSeq and is a predicted model, not a curated record.